AUGGGCCCCUAUAUACCGCCUCCUCCAUGCUGCUGCCAGGCCUAGUAAUCUGCCAUGGGCCCCCGUACCGAUCCCUCAUGCUGCUGCCAGGCCCGUAAUCUGCCAUGGGCCCCUGUGACCGCCUCCUCAAUGCUGCUGCCAGGUCCAGAGUGUGUCAUGGGUCCCUGUACGGCCUCCCAUUGCUGCUGUCUCUAUCGCCACACUCUGCCAUGUGCCUCUUUCAGGUCUCCUCCAUCACAAUGCUGGUGGUUUCCAUUUUUGUCAUAGGGUGCUGUAUGGCCUCCCAUUGCUGCUGCCUCCACCGCCACAUUUCACUGUGGCUCCACACUCUGGUUUUGGCCCCGUGACUGGCCAAAUGAGUGAAGUGUGCGGUGAUUCUAAGAUCGACGGCACUCAUCUGCAUGUCAUACUGCCUGACAGUAUUAUUUCUCUUCCCCAGCAGACUCCAAGGGCAUUUAAAUAAAGGUACAGUGUUCAGCACUAAUAUUA
Molecule: messenger RNA, 489 nt
Organism: Staurois parvus
Lineage: Eukaryota; Metazoa; Chordata; Amphibia; Anura; Ranidae
Source: the annotation of a GenBank genome assembly